Molecule: messenger RNA, 1731 nt
Organism: Saccostrea echinata
Lineage: Eukaryota; Metazoa; Mollusca; Bivalvia; Ostreida; Ostreidae
Exons: 9
Coding region: 65-1255 (396 amino acids)
Source: RefSeq, a predicted model, not a curated record
AAAUAGAAUAAAAAUCCGUCGCCCAUAAAAGAAAAUAAACAGGAAACAAAUCAACUUCCUGAGGAUGGACAAGUCUGGGAAGAGCGGGUUUUUCAGAAGAAGUCAUUCUCUACCGAACACUAAAGUGAAGAAAGGUCAACGCCGGGAGCAUCCCAUUGAGGACAGACAAGAUGAAGCUAACCCAGAAGAGGUACAUGACGUAUUACGUAAUAUCAAAAUUUUGGCCAUCAACGCGAAGAAGUAUUUCAAAAAGAAGAAAAUCUACCGUUAUUACUGCGAAGAAUUGAUUGAUAGGUGGAUUCCAGACCUUAAAAGGCUGUUACGAAUUUCCUCAAGGGAGGAAAAACGAAACAAGGAAAAGGCCGAAGCUGAGGAAGAAAAUUUCCGUCAAGAGACAAACAGAGAGUUCCGAAAUUUUAGCAAGGACUAUAAUAGGAAGAAAAAGGUGUCUGAUGAGGCUAUAAUUUGGAAACAAAAGUAUGAAGAAGAACUGGCUGAGCUGAGGAGAAGACACGAGGAGGAAAUAUCUACACUGAAGAGGGAGCAUGAGGCGGCAAUGAAAAGAUUGAAAGACGAAAAGGAAAAACUUCUGACGCGGUUAAGCCAAGCAGCUGGAAACAAAUUGAGGGAGAACAACCCAGCCGUAUCCGACCUCAGUGACCCUAAUCGACCCCUGAAACUGUCAGAGAAGAUCAGUGAACUGUAUGAUAAUGAGUGGACAGACGCAAUGGAAAUCCUGGAGGCGGAUCGAGAAGAAAAGAAGGCGGUAGAGACACUUCUGCGUAUAAUUGUGAAAUGCUAUGAGCUUUGCGAGAAAUUUUCAAAGUCUCAGUUAUCAAGUCUGAAAGGAGCUUGUUGGGGAGAUAAAAAUAACGUUAAAGAGGGGGAUUCUGUUCCUACGAACAAAGCCAUAGAACUUAGAAAGGAUAUUGCAUCCUGGAUGAUCAGUUCUUCUAGUCUCCCUCAGGCUAUUUUGCAAGAAAUAGAACAAGACAUCGGGAAAGAAGAUGCAAAGAAAUGUGAACCUUAUAUCCAGAAGUGUGUGCAAUAUUGCUGGUUCAUGUGUGUUCAGGAUCCCAACAUGCAUGUCGUGGUCUGGACCAGUGGGACUAAAUUCGAUAACAAUGAAAUGAAAUCUUUCACAAAGAUUGGACAGUACGUCGACUUCACAGUUUGGCCUGCUUUAUACUUGCACAAAGAUGGACCUUUGUUAUCAAAGGCAAUAGUACAAGGAACCAACCACGCUGUGGUGUAGUGAAUACAUAUCGUCUUUAGUAUGAGGUUGUAGUGAAGAUGUUGUUCCAAAGAUGUUUGUUCAGUAAUCAUUCCAUAAUCAAAUUCCAUUUUAUUUUUUUUAAAUCCUGAAUAGUUGUAACUUUAAGUUCAAUAUAUUGUUUUUGCAUGGCUUACCGUCCAGGGAUUCUUUUGUAAACCUAGAUUAUCUAAAGAUUGUUUUAUAUCAGAUGAAUGUUUUACUGCAAAGUGUUCUACAGUAGUAUUCUUGCCAGUUUCAAAGUUUCCAUUUUUUAUUUUCAUUUAAUCUACACUUGUAACGCUUGCUAAAGGUCUUUUGGCCCUAUAUAGGUAUUCAGUUUCAAUUCAACCGCUUAAUACUCGAUUUAUUCUUAUUGUUGUGGUGUCAGAGUGAUGUUAAAUGUUUUAUUGUUAGUAAACUAAACUAUAGUUAGUGAUUUUUUUUUCUUCAAUAGACGAAAUAUUUCACCAAAAUGG